Macrosiphum euphorbiae (potato aphid) is the source of this 4626-nucleotide messenger RNA. Lineage: Eukaryota; Metazoa; Arthropoda; Insecta; Hemiptera; Aphididae. The record is from the annotation of a GenBank genome assembly.
AUGUCGUCAACCAGUACUAUUGAAAAUUCUAAAAAUACUGGUAUGCUUACUCGAAGUUAUUCAGAUCGAAGUAAUGAUCAGAAUCGAGAUGCUAAUAGUCACCCUGAACGUGAUUAUGAUCAAUUAAAAAAACAAUGUGCUACAGCAAUGAACGAGUUGAUGAUGUUGAAAAGACAAUACGGAGAAACACUGCAAAGAUACAACCAGACAAGAAAAGAAUUAGAAUAUUAUGAUAGUCAAAAUCAAGAGUUAUCUUCAUUCGGCAAUAGAUCUGAAGAGGAUAUUCCUGAAGGUGAUACAGCAAGUGGUGAUUCACUUAAUGAUCACUCCAUGCCAUAUGAUUCAACGCUAGAAGAUUAUAAAACUUUGAAAGAGGAAUAUGAAGACUUGCGCACUACACAUUCAGCAGCUGUUGUUAAAAUGGACAUGAUGAAAGAUGAAAUUAAUCAACUAAAAAAACAAUGUAAUGAAUUAUCGAAGGAACGGGAUAUAGCUGUUCGAGAAACAGAGGUUUGUGAUCAACAGCGUAUAACUGCUUUGGGUCGAUGGAAUAUCACAAUUAAAGAACGUAAUUAUCUUCAAGAUGCUAUACAAAUAGUUCAACAAGAACAUAAAGAAGCAGUCAAUAAUAUGAAAGUUGCUGUUGCUGAUAGUGUAAAAAGUAGAACAGAACUUAAAGAAUUGAAUAAAACUCAUGAUGAUGCUGUUAAAGAAUAUAGACGCAUUAUGAGUGAGCGCGAUAUUGUUAAUAAUGAAAUCGAAAAGCUCUCUGAAGAUUUAUCUCAAGCUUACAACAAAAAUAAAUUAUUGGAAAAUGAAAUAAAAUCUCUUAGAGAUGAAAAAAAAACUCUACAAUUGCACGUUGAAUCAUUAUUACGUGAAAUAUCAUCAGCAUUACAUGAUCGUGAUAAAGCACUUAAAGAAUGUAAUAAUUAUCAGGAAAGAUUUGGAGAGGUAACAACUAAAAUUGAAUCUCAAAGAGAAUUUAAGAGUCAUUUAUAUUAUGGCUUGAGUAGAGAAAUAGAACAUAGAAAACAUUCACAGGAACAUGAAGCUUCUUUAGAUUUAUUUAACUCUUGUCAAAAAGAACGUAUGAAUAAUCUGGAUCAAGCUAAUCAAGAAAUUGAACGUUUAAGAAAAUUAGCAGAUAAAUAUCAUUAUGAAUUAGAUAAGUCUCUAGAAGAAGCAGAAGUAUCUAAAAGACGCCGUGAUUGGGCUUUUAGUGAACGCGAUAAAAUUGUGUUAGAGCGUGAAAGUAUACGAACCCUCUGUGACAGUUUAAGAAAGCAGCGCGAUGAUGCUGUAAGCAAGUUAACUCGUGUUUUUAGAGACUGGGAUAACAUAAUGAAACAAAAAAGUGAUACAGCUAAAAAUCACAAUGAUUUUAAGGAAAAAAUGGGAUCUCAAUUAGAAAAAGAAGUUCGCUUACUAAAAUUACAGGCUACUGGUUGCUAUAGUCAAGAUUCUGCAAUAGAUACCGACCUUCAAGACUAUGAUACAGAAAUAUUAAAUAUUGAUUUGGGUGUUUUAGGGACAAAUGAAGAUUUAGGGAUUGAUUUACUUGGUGGAAGAGAUGGUCCUUUGUAUCCUAAUGAUAAUGCAAUUUAUAUAUCAUCUGUCAAUAAAGGAUGUGUUGCAGCAAGGAAAUUGAGAGUUAAUGAUUGUAUAUUAAGAGUGAAUAGCCUUGAUUGUACAUCAAUCAGUAAGCAAUUCGUUUUGGAGACAAUGAGAUCAUUAAGCAGUGCUACUUUGGUUGUAAGCCGAAGAAAGCCUGCUUCUCCAUCAAUUAGUCUUUUCACAACUCAACUUGAAGUAAACAAUUAUGAUCAUGGAAUCUCAUUGGAAACUGGUGUAUACAUUAGUGAAAUAACACCUGGUUCGAUGGCUGCUAAAGAUGGAAAUUUAAAUGUUGGUGAUAGAGUAUUAAGGAUUAACAACACAACAGUAGAUAAUGUAAAACAUUCAAAAGAAGCUAUGCUCUCACUGUAUGGACCUGGUGAUGUAUUAACUAUUACAACUAUGAAAUCUACAUACUGCGCUGGAAAUUGUGGUUCCAGUUCAAAUCGCGAUAUUUAUAAAAAAUAUACUAAUAGUACAACACAAACAGAUAAAUCUAGUUAUUCAAUACAUCAAGAAUCUUAUAAAAAACCUCAAUAUGUCCAGUCAAUAAGAGCUAUGCUUAAUGUACCAGAAAAACCUCAUGGAAAUCCUUCACCUGUCAAUAAUUCUAUCUUUGAACAAGAUCAAAAAAAUGCUUUAGCGGAAUUGGAUACUGUAAUUGAUGCUUUUAGACCACAUCCUGCGCCACCCAUUACUACCAUAGGAUAUCUUAGUCGACAAAGAAAAUCUAAGGAAUUAGACAAGAUUAAUGGUACUUGGCCAAAAGCUAGAAGUAUCCCUGUAAUUGAACACGGAACUGGUACAAUACUUCAUACUAGUAAAAAUAAGGAACGUUGGCCGUUAUCCGUACUUUUAAAUAGUCUUCCGUCUUGGUCAUCUAAAAAAAAAACAAAAACUGAUAUUUCAUCUAUGGAUUUCUCUGUCAGAUCUGGUAAAAUUGGUAAAGAUGUAAUGGAUUAUUAUGUUAAAAAGAUAACUGGUAAAUACAAAUAUAGCGUUACUGAUAGUAAUGCUGGAAAUAACCUUGCAGCAAGACCUACAUCACAUUAUAUGUAUAGACCACCAUCAACCAACGCUCAUAAUUUUCUCACUCCACGAUAUAGUAGAUAUUCACAACCAUAUCCAACCCCUAGACUGGAAUCAAUGUUAAAUUGUUUUGAACCUCCUUACAGUCAUGUUUCUCCAUUUCAUCACAGUCACUCUCUAUCCGUUGACAUGCUCUACAAUAGAAAUAAAAAUAGAUCACCUCAUCGCAUAAUGACUAAUAACAGCUAUCGUAGUGAAGAUAUGCCAGAAUCUUAUCAUGGUUAUAAAGUUGGUACAUUUCCUAGAAAGAGUGAAACCCCGAGGUUUGGAAUCACUUCCAACCCAAGUGUGUCUAAUAAAAGGAGUGAUGGAGCAUUUGGCAUAUCGCCUAGGUGUAUUAAUAGAUCUAUCAGUAGUGAAAAGGAUAGCCCAAUGCUUACUUUUAGAGUUGAAGUUCUUAAUCCUGGAGAAAAAUCUAUGCCUGCCAACAAGCGACAAUCUGUAUAUGAUGUGGCAUCAAAAUAUUUCAAAAGACCACUACAAAGAGGUGUUCGAAGUGGUCCAUUAACUGGCGAGCUUAGAUGGAUCAGUAUAGAGAAAUUAGUCGAACCUCUAGGAAUUAAGAUAUUUUGUGUUGACAGUAGUGGAGUUUUUGUAUCUUCUGUUACUAAUGAACAUAGUGUGGCUUUCAAAGUAGGUAUUCAAGUCGGAGAUCAGCUAUUAGAAGUUUGUGGAAUAAACAUGAGACGUGCAACAUAUCAGUCAGCUGAAAAUAUUUUACAGCAGCAUGGAAACUCAGUUACCAUACUAGUACAAUACAGCCCAGACAAAUACCAAGAGCUACAACGCACCAAAAGUUCAACUAGCACUCGUUCAGAAAGUCCAACACCAUGCAAUUCACCUACUGUUAAUAGAAAGUCUUCAGUUAUAACUCAUGACAUAUCUACAUUAAAUUUGCCAAAGAGUGAUCGAAAUACAGAUAGUACAAGCUUAAGAGCAUAUGAACCACGGUAUUUUAUCAUGGAGACAAAGAAGUGUAGUAACUUAGGAAUAAGCCUAGUUGGCGGAAAUGCUGUUGGAAUAUUUGUACAUAGUGUUAAAUUCAAUUCAUUGGCUUAUAACGCAGGUUUACGAACUGGUGAUUGUAUACUUGAAUGUAAUGUAACAGAUUUAAGAGAAGCGACUGCUGAAGAAGCAGCUUUUGAAUUAGCCAAGCCAGCCGAAAAAGUCACAGUUCUAGCACAAUAUUUAAUUGAUAAGUACAAUGAAAUAAAGGAUAAACCUGGUGAUAGCUUUUAUAUCCAAGCACUAUUUGAUCGUACAAUUGAAUUGAGUGAAGCUGGUAGUAAUUCUUUUCAGCUACCAUUUCGCAAAUAUGAUGUUCUGUAUGUAGAUAACACAUUGUAUAAUGGUGUUCAGGGCAAUUGGCGAGCUUGGUUAGUUGAUCACAAUGGUUAUAAACAACAAGUUGGCAUUAUACCUAGUAAAUACAAAGUUGAAAAAGAACUUGUAAUUAGAUGUAGUGGUGAAAAAUUAGGAGAUGAUGCACAACGUGCAACAAUACGCAGAUUUUUUACACGUAAAAAUCAUCAACGUAACAGUUCCAAAGAAUUGGCUUGUUUUUCAAAUAUAAACUUGGGUUGGCAUACUAGUGAUUCUGGUAAUUUACAUGAUGAUGCCCCUGUGAUGCCUUCUUACCAAGAACUUAUCAGGUUAAAUUCUAAACCAAGCAUUCUAACCACCGAUUUAAUUAAUUUUAAAUCCACUGAGCAAGUGAAAUUAGAUAAUGAAUCUCGACCUUCUCAUGAUAAAAUGGCAAUUAAAGCAGCAAAAGACAUAUAUGAACAUGCAUUGAAGCUUGGACCAGAAUAUCGACAUUACAUUUCAGCAGUCAUACCAUACAUGUGUACUCAAAACCAAGAUACCAACGAUUUAGAACAAAAUGAAACAUUUUCGGUUUCUUCUCCAACUCCCCUUUGA